Lasiosphaeria miniovina is the source of this 654-nucleotide messenger RNA. RefSeq lists its product as uncharacterized. The coding region runs from base 1 to 654 and encodes 217 amino acids. The transcript is spliced from 2 exons. The record is from RefSeq and is a predicted model, not a curated record. NCBI's taxonomy places the organism in Eukaryota, Fungi, Ascomycota, Sordariomycetes, Sordariales, Lasiosphaeriaceae.
AUGGACCCGGACUGUGCCAUAUGCCAUGCUCCGGCCACCUUGGCUUGCGAAUGCGAAGCCAAAGGCCUUGAGGUGGCUGUCAGGCAGGCUGAGAACCGGAUGAUGCAGUCGAUAUACAAUGACAUACGUUCAUGGGUGCGGGCACACGCCCAAGACUACAUUCUCGAGUACUUCAGGCUACUGACAGAGCGCCGGAAGACUGCUCACUCGGCACACCUAGAGCGCAUCACAGCUCACGCCUACCACUACUACCACUCACCGCCGCACCCAAACGAGAUUUCCGCUGCCCAGGCACUGCUGAAGCGCGGCAUCGACGAGGACUGGCAGGCGUCAGUACAGCGCUAUCCAGAAGUGCUUGAGUACUUCUAUAGCCUAGUUGAACUGACCCUGCCGGAUGACAACGAGCCAGCCGUCAGAGACCCACCUCUGAGUGCCCUGAACGGCUCCCGGAAAGCCGGCCGCCGGGUCGGGGGCCCUGCCACGGUGGCAAGCGGCCCCAGUAUCAUGACCCAUGACAGGGAUACUCCUUUUCCUCGCAUGAAGACGCCGCCGGUGCUCGAGCCGAUCCGCGAGAGGAGGACGCCGGGCCCGCAAGGCCGUUCGAGGCGGGGGUAUCCUCCGCCGCCUCCAACAUCAUAUUUCCCACAAUAUUGA